Funneliformis mosseae is the source of this 1954-nucleotide messenger RNA. The record is from the annotation of a GenBank genome assembly. NCBI's taxonomy places the organism in Eukaryota, Fungi, Glomeromycota, Glomeromycetes, Glomerales, Glomeraceae.
AUGGCUGUUUUUACUCAAACAAAUAAUACACAUUUUGUGUUAGAUACUUCACAACUCUGGCAAGUUGUUGAUAUACAUGAACAAUUUCAAGAUAUAACUGUUAAUUCUCAAGCAGGAUAUUAUCAUAUCAAACAAUCUUGUGAUUCAUGUGGAGAAACAAAAAUCAUUAACAAAAAAUGGAAUAUUUUAACAGCAGGACUCUCUAUAAAAAUACUUAUUAAAUGUCAAGUUUGUAAGACGGUUAAAGAAUUUUCUAACGAAUCAGCAGAAGUAAAUUUUAAUGCUUGCUUCGCUGCUGCAGAUUUAGUUGGCAGAAUAAAUAGACAAUCAUUACAAAUGACUUUUAUAUAUGCAGAUGUUAUAUCACAACUCUGUAAAGCUUCUUACUAUAAUUACCAAGCUAUGACUUUUGAAAAAAUUAUGAAGUCAGCCAAAAUAAGCACAAAAAUAGCUUUACAAAAAGCUAGUGGUGAAAUAAUAUAUGAUGGUAAAGAUGAUGGAGAAGAUAAAAUUAUAAGAGAAGGCAACUUUGAUUUGAAUUCUCAUCAGAUGGAACACGCUAUUCUAAUUAGUAUUCUUGGAAAAUUAACUCCAAUUUUAGAAGAACACAAUAUGCUUAUAAAUGUUACUAUUGAUAGUGAUCUGGAUUCUAACAAAACCUUAGGAAAUGUUGCAGUUGUCAACCAAAUUUUUGCUAAUUUUAACUAUGUAUAUGCUGCAAGUAUUCAAAAAAGUGAGAAAGAAAAUUGUUCUAUACAGGAAAAAGAUAUUUGUAAUGUACAGACAGAAGUCUGUUGGAUAAAGAAUAAUCCUGAGCUGCAACUUUCAGAGCCUACUCUCAAAUUCUAUACUCUUUAUCAACGUGAAAAAUUUAAAUCCAUAUUAAAGACAAUCUUUCGUCUUCCUAUCAACCAAGAUAUUGAACUUAUACCUUAUGGCAAAAAAGCUCAAUGCAAUAUUGAUACAAAUCAAUUCUAUCCUUCUUUUGCUUUACAAAUACCAGAUUUUGAUGAAAUAAUAAAAUGUGUUACUUGUCACGCAUUUCCAAAAUGUACAGCAAAAGCACUUAUAGAUGAUCAAGUAAUGGAGUCGAUCAAAGCAGGAAUUUCUUGUGGUAGUCUUUAUACAUCAAUAGAACAACCAUUGCAAUAUCAAAAAAACGUUUUUGAAGAAAUUGCUUGUAGAUUAACAAAAAUUAUAUUUACAACUCCCAAGAAGUUUCAAAUGAAUACAGGCUUCAGAUCAAUACUACAAAGGUAUGAUACAACAAAUGGUAUCAGAUUUGUAGAAAUUACCACAAGACUUGAAAUAGACUAUCAACAAACUUCUCUUAUUCGUAACAUAGCUUUUGAGGAUAAUCAAAUUAUUUAUAAAAGUUAUGAAAAUAUUACCACUGAGCUUCAAAGCAAAAUUUCCAAAGAAACAAUUGCUAUAUAUCAUGAUGAAUUAUCUGCUAAACAAAAAUCAGCUAUUCUUUUAGAUUGGAGAUCUAGAAAAUUUCAAAUAAUGGUUGUCACUAACACAUUUGAAAUGGGUAUAAAUAUUCCAGAUGUUCGUAUAGUAAUUCAUGUAGGUUUCCUGAUGUCUAUAAGUAAUUUAGUACAGGAAAGUGAACAUGCAGGUCGUGAUGGAUUAUCUGUAAAGCCAGGAGAUUCAACAUCAAAUAUAUCAAAUGAAUGCAAUGUUUAUGUAGAAAAAAUGUUGGAGAUAAUAGAGAUUAUUACGAACGAAAGACAACAGAUAACAAGAAAUAAUGUAGUUGAUGUAUUCCAUCAGUCUCAAGCAAAGAAUAUUAAAAACAAGUUUGGAGAACUGCCAAUUUACUUAGAGAAAUUUUUAAGAAAACUCAAAACUAAAGAGGAUGCAUUUUUGUUAUUAGAUGAUUUAGUUUUACAUGAUCUUGUAAAAGAGGAUAUAAUCUUAACAAGAUCACUAACAGCACAAACAUUUACUU